Messenger RNA from Oncorhynchus masou masou (cherry salmon), 8003 nucleotides. RefSeq names its product lysophosphatidic acid receptor 2-like. Gene Ontology annotation, cellular component: plasma membrane; cytoplasm. The coding region runs from base 5014 to 6141 and encodes 375 amino acids. The transcript has 8 exons. Gene Ontology annotation, molecular function: lysophosphatidic acid receptor activity. NCBI's taxonomy places the organism in Eukaryota, Metazoa, Chordata, Actinopteri, Salmoniformes, Salmonidae. Gene Ontology annotation, biological process: adenylate cyclase-activating G protein-coupled receptor signaling pathway; regulation of metabolic process. The record is from RefSeq and is a predicted model, not a curated record.
CAAGCUAGGUGGCUAGCUCGCUAUCAUUAUCUAGGCUGGGGAUUAGGGUUAUGGUUAAGUUUAGGAGUUAGGGUAAAGGUAAGAGUUAGCUAAAAUGGUUAAGGUUAGGGGAAGUGUUAGCUAAGUAGUUCCAAAGUAGCUAAUAAAGUAGUAGAAAAGAUGUCCGUGAUGAGAUUUGAACUCGCAACCUUUGGGUUGCUAGACAUUCGCAUUAUACCCAUCCACCCUGACCAACUCCCCUCCUUUAGUUUUUGACUUAAGUAACCAUCUGUCUUAUGUAACCAUAGCAAAUGUAAAAUCUUACUAAAAGGAGUUUCUCGGAUUUCGUUCCAGAAUAAUACGAAAUGCUUUGAGACCAGGUUGAGGUCACACUCAACUUGCACUCUGCAUGUUUACGCAUGCCUUUUUUGUGGCAGAAACUGUCCCAUAAUAGGCCUAAGGGGGUAGAAUCAGUGGAGGCAACUACUGUCAGUAAGCCUAUAUCACAUCUGGCACAAGGUGUCUAGGGCUCCCGAGUGGCACAGUGGUUUAAGGCACUGAAUUUCAGUGCAAGAGACAUCACUGCAGUCCCUGGUUCGAAUCCAGGCUGUAUCACAUCCGGCCGUGAUUGGUAGUCCCAUAGGGCGGUGUACAAUUAGCCCAGAAUUGGCUGGAGUAGGCUGUCAUUGGAAAUAAUAAUUUGUGCUUAACUGACAUGCCUAAUUAAAAAAAAAAAUAGAAAACAGUGGUGCCAAGCUCUGUAUAGGGGGUUUCAGUGGUUAGAUUCGCCCACAGCUCUGUGUGAACUGCAAUUACAAUGCUGUGUUUUAACGGUUUUUCGAAAUAUAUGGCCCUUAUCUUUCAUAUCAGCAAGAAAGAAUCUUUCAAAGAAAAAAGAUGCCUGUUACUGUAGCAGAUUUGCACAGAUCCAUACCAUAUGUGUGAUCAUUUCCAUGUAAAAGUUUAUAGGAGCAUAUCAAAUUGGGUGUUAAAUGAAAGCUAUGAGUCUUUAAAAAAUAUUAAGGCAUGUAUACAUUUUUCAACCAUAUUACAUUAAAAAAAAGGCUUUGAUUUAUUGUCAGAUGAAAAAGGGGUUUAGAAAAUAUCUACCAGAAAAAAAGUCUUAAAAGUAUUAGAAAUACCCCUGCCAAGUUAUCAACACUUACAUUUAGUUCAUGAUAUUUUUUCUGCCUUCUGUAAAUUUAAGAAACAUUGCCUUGUGUCUUGAAAUUCCGUUACAAAACCCCCACCUAUCUUUAAGAUAUUCCUCAUGACGGAGAAUAAUGAACGUUUACAGAAGUAACAAGUAAAGGUAGACCUAUCAAUUAGUUAGUGUUUUUAUGGAUAUCCAUUUUGAUUAAGAAUUAUUACCAAAUUGGUAACAGAUUUGCAAAAAAUCGUUAACGGAAGUUCUGCAAUUUAAUUGGCUACAAUAGGAAAUCAAAGUAGACACAAACCACAAUUGGGUCACUGGCCACUGUCCUCCUUUCCUCUAACUGUUUUCUUUCUGUCGUCUGGACAAAGCAAGAGUAAAAAUUCUGGACAAAUGAACCCUGGCUUUGAUUUCAAUGUCCACAGACAUCUGAACCGGCCUUCAUUUGGCACAAACAUUAAUCUUGUACGCAGACACUUCCGGCUUAAUCGGCCAACCAAUCAUCUCUCACAAACCCUUCCCUUUAACCCUCCCAGUACAUGAGCACACCACAAGCACAGAGCCACGCCUUGCACUUGUGUGAUUCACUAAAAUUAAGGGAUGUCAAAUACUUUACUCAGUAGGUUACUCCCAUAGAAUUCUAUGGUCACUCCCACUAACACCAACUUUGAGUUGUUGAUACCCCAGGCUUAUAUGCGCUGUGCUCAAUAGCCUGGGGACGAGGUUAGCCAAGCAUAGACGUUGAUGAUUGGUUCAAAUUUGGUCCGGUCCGGACGGAAGUUUGGACAGCACAGUAGAGUACAGUAAAUAAAAGUAUAGUUCAGUAGAGUAGACUAUAGUUCACUACAGUUAGUUAUUAGGAUCCCAACUAGUCACUGUACAUGCAGCAGCUACUCUUUCUGGGGUCCACAUAAACAUACAAGUGCAUGACAAAGUACAGAACAGUUAUAAACGAGAACAACAUAAGAUAUUACAUGAAAUUCUAUAUAUAAAAUAAGAGUUAUAAAUUGGAAAGACACCAAGCGACAACAAAAAUACAAUUGACACACUAUUCCAAUAUACAUAUUCCUAUUCCUAUGUACAGUAUAGUUAAAUUAGAACUUUAGAAAGCGGAUAGGCAUUGUGAUACAAUGUUUUCUUUAAUCUGUUUUCUAAAGCGAAACUUGCUUUUUGCCUGACUAACCUCUGGUGGCAGAGCAUUACAUAACUGAGGGACGCAUGAAUUCUGUUUUUGUUUUGGGUACGGUGAAGAAACCCAUAGUGGCAUGUCUGGAGGGGUAUGUACAGUAUCAGUCAAACGUUUGGACGCACCUACCAAUUCAAGGUUUUUUUCUUUAUUUUUUUUACUAUUUUCUACAUUGUAGAAUAAUAGUGAAGACACAAACCAUGAAAUAACACAUGUAGUAACCAAAACAGUGUUAAACAAAUCAACUAGCUUCACCUGGAAUGCUUUUCCAACAGUCUUGAAAGAGUUCCCACAUAUGCUGAGCACUUGUUGGCUGCUUUUCCUUCACGCUGCGGUACAAACCAUCUCAAUUGCGUUGAGGCCAGGUCAUCUGAUGCAGCACUCCAUCACUCACUUUCUUGAUCAAAUAGCCUUUACACAGCCUAGAGGUGUGUUGGGUCAUUGUCCUGUUGAAAAACAAAUUAUAGUCCCACUACGCCCAAACCAGAUGGGAUGGCGAAUCACUGCAGAAUGCUGUGGUAACCAUGCUGGUUAAGUGUGCCUUGAAUUCUAAAUACGUCACAGACCGUGUCACCAGCACAGCACCAUCACACCUCCUCCUCCAUGCUUCACGGUGGAAACCACACAUGAAGAGGUCAUCCGUUCACCUACUCUGUGUCUCACAAAGACAGGGCGGUUGGAACCAGAAAUCUCAAAUUUGGACUCAUCAGACCAAAGGACAGAUUUCCACCAGUCUAAUGUCCAUUGCUCGUGUUUCUUGGCCCAAGCAAGUCUCUUCUUAUUAUUUGUUUCCUUUAAUAGUGGUUUCUUUGCAGCAAUUUGAGGCCUGAUUCACAGUCUCCUCUGAACAGUUGAUGUUGAGAUGCGUCUGUUACUUUAUUUGGGCUGCAAUUUAUGAGGCUGGUAACUCUAAUGAACUUAUCCUCUGUAGCAUAGGUAACUCUGGGUCUUCCUUUCCUGUGGCGGCCCUCAUGAGAGCCAGUUUCAUCAUAGCGCUUGAUGGUUUAUGCAACUGCACUUGAAGAAACUUUCAAAGUUCUUGACAUUUUCUGGAUUGACUUACAUUCAUGUAUUAAAGUAAUGAUGGACUGUUACUCUUUGCUUAUUUGAGCUGUUCUUGCCAUAAUAUGGACUUUGUCUUUUACCAAAUAGGGCUAUUUGUAACAACACAACUGAUUGGCUCAAACGUAUUAAGGAAGGAAAUUCCACAAAUUAACGUUUAACAAGGCACACCUGUUAAUUGAAAUGCAUUCCAGGUGACUACCUCAUGAAGCUGGUUGGGAGAAUGCAAAAGUGUACAAAGCUGUCAUCAAGUCAAAGGGUGGCUACUUUGAAGAAUCUCAAAUAUAAAAUAUGUUUUGAUUUGUUUAACACUUUUUUUGGUAACUACAUGAUUCCAUAUGUGUUCUUUCAUAGAUUUGAUGUCUUCACUAUUAUUCUACAAUGUAGAACAGUACUUUUGACUGGUACUGUGUGUCUGUUUUGAAGUGUUUGCAAAUAGAUUAUUCAAGUCUUUUGGCAUUUUCAACAUGUUUCUUAAAAAGACUAGAAGAGAAGUAGUACAUUUCUCCUCAAACCUCAACCAUGAAAGACUCAUGCAUGUUGUUCAUGUUAGUUUUUUGUGAAAGCUUGGCCCCAGUGAUGUACUGGGCCGUACGCACCACCCUCUGUAGCGCCUUACGGUCAGAUGCCGAGCAGUUGCCAUACCAGGCGGUGACGCAACCGGUCAGGAUGCUCUCGAUGGUGCAGCUGUGUAACUUUUUGAGGAUCUGGGGACCCAGAAUAUUUUCAGUCUCCUGAGGUGGAAAAUGUUUUGUUCUUCACGACUGUCUUGGUGUGUUUGGACCAUGAUAGUUCGCUGGUGAUGUGGACACCAAGGAAAUUGUAGCUCUCAACCUGCUCCACUACAUCCCCGUUGAUGUUAAUGGGGGCCUGUUCCUGUAGUCUACGAUCAGCUCCUUUGUCUUGAUCACGUUGAGGCAGAGGUUGUUGUCCUGGCACCACACUGCCAGUUCUCUGACCUCCCUAUAGGCUGUCUCAUCGUUAUCGGUGACACUGUUGUGUCGUCAGCAAACUUAAUGAUGGUGUUGGGGUCGUUUGGCCAUGCAGUCGUGGGUGAACAGGGAGUGCAAGAGGAGACUAAGUACACAACCCUGAGGGGCCCCAGUGUUGAAAAUCAGAAGUGUUAUUGCCUACCCUUACCACCUGGGGGUGGCCCGUCAGGAUGUUCAGGAUCCAGUUGCAGAGGAAGGUGUUUAAUAGCUUUAGCUUAGGGAUGAGCUUCGUGGGCACUAUGGUGUUGAACGCUGGGCAGUAGUCAAUGAACAGCAUUCUCACGGGUGUUCCUUUUGUCCAGGUGGCAAAGGGCAGUGUGGAGUGUGAUUGCGUCAUCUGUGGAUCUGUUGGGGUGGUAUGCGAAUUGGAGUGGGUCUAGGGUAUUGUCGGGGUAGGUUCCUUGUCAAUCAUUGACUUAUUGGUGAAAUCAGCAGUCAGACAAUAUCAUCUUUAAGUAAAUCAAUCAAACCUUUAUUAAUGCAAUUGCAGACAGAAGUGACGAUGGAAACACAGCACGUAUGUUUCACAAUAGGUUUCCAAGACCGUACCGCAAGUGAUCCAUGUUAACGUUUAGAGCAAGCAUCGGGGCUCUCAACAAAAGUCACCCAGGAUACCUUCAUCAAAAGGCGCUCAAGCCGCCAUGGAGAGCAGUGGCAUGGGAAACGCGUGCGACUACAGCCACAACGUCACCUUCUUCUACGAUUAUGUAGGUAAGGAGAUCAGCAGAGACUGGCGUGUCAGGGACUGUGUGGUAGUGGUCCUGGGCCUGACCAUCUGCCUCAUUAUGAUCCUGUCCAACAUAAUGGUGAUGGCGGCCAUCUUGAUCAACCGACGCUUCCACUUCCCCAUCUACUUCCUGCUAGCCAACAUGGCCGCUGCGGACCUGUUCGCCGGCUUGGCCUACACCAACCUCGUGCUCAACACAGGACCCUGGACCAUCAGGCUGUCCAAGCAGCAAUGGUUCAUUAGGAAUGCUCUGGUGGACAUGAGCCUGACGGCGUCUGUGGCCAACCUGCUGGCUGUGGCGGUGGAGCGUCACCAGACCAUAAUUACCAUGCAGCUGCACAGCAAGAUGACCAAACGGCGAGUGGUGCUGCUGAUCGUGUGUAUCUGGGCAGUGUCUAUCAUCAUGGGGCUGGUCCCUUCCAUGGGGUGGAACUGUGAGUGCCAGCUUAGCGACUGCUCCAUCAUCGCCCCGCUCUACAGCCGCAGGUAUAUGAUCUUCUGGGCGUCUCUCAACCUGCUCACCUUUUCUGUCAUGGUGGCUGUGUACGCACGCAUCUAUGUCUACGUGAGACGUAAGGGUAAACGGAUGUCUCAGCACAGCUCCCACCAUCUGAGGCACAACGAGACUGUCUUUAACCUCAUGAAGACUAUCUCUAUUGUACUGGGUGUGUUUGUCAUCUGUUGGACACCGGGCCUGAUGACUCUGUUGCUAGAUGGGAUCAUGGGUAAAGACAGCCAUGCCUUGACCUAUGAGAAGUACUGUCUGAUCCUGGCUGAGUGUAACUCCCUGGUUAACCCUAUUAUCUACUCCUUCCGGGACGAGGAGAUGAGAAGGACCUUUAAGUGUAUCCUGUGCUGCCUGUGUAGGAGGAGCUCUGACCACCAGGGGGAGCAGUCCCCUGUGGAGUUCAACACACUGCAACCAGAGGUAGAUAAUGGUUGUGAAGUAAAAUCAGAGAAAGACAACUUUACUGCCCUCCAGCUGAUAAAGACAGAGUGUGACAAGCCUCUUCACCCUGACAGCUGGAUUCAAUCAUAUUGACACCAUGGACAUUAAGAUCUACAGCCACUCGUGAAUUUAAGCCUCUAUUCAAUCUGUCGCUGAAGCGUUACAAAUUGCAAGGUGAUUUCCGAUUGACAUAUGCAGCGUUUACUGUGAAUGCGUCUCUGCUAAUGCGGGAACCUUGCGUUUAAAUCACUGCUACGCUGAACUUCCGUGAUACAGAUUGAAUAAAGCUGUUUAGUGGGGUUGAAACAGGAGGACAAUGGACAAGCACUUUACAAUAUGGUUAUUUAUGACGCCAUACUCAUGUGUACAUUUUGGGAUGCUUGUUUGUACAGUAUGUUUCGUUUAUCUAGAUGCGUUACACUAAUACUGAGAUAUUCAGAAACCGCCAAACUGUCUAGGGAAAGACUACCUCCAUGUGCCACAGUUCAAUUAUGUGAUACAUAACGAGCCAUGAGAUGCUUUAAAAAUACCAGCACGGGGAUAUAGGGAAGCCUGGAAUUUAAGCUGGAAAUCACCCUUUCACUAUUUACUAGAAAUGAAACUGCGUGACAUUCGAUCAUGCAUACGGGUGGUCCUGUGAAUCGAACCUACAACCCUGGCAUUGCAAGCUCCAUGCUCUAUCUACUUUACCAAUUUAGCUACAGAGGCGGGUUUCAAUUACGAAAAACUGACUUUAAAUGUAUUUGGCUAAGGUUUAUGUAAACUUCAACUGUGUAAAACCAUCAAAGGGUGUCAUUAUUGUUUGUUUAAAAUGUCACAAGAGCAUAGAUAUGACUAAUCAUAAAAAUAAAAACCAACCCCAAAUAAUGAAAAGCACAAUUAUUUUAUUCAUUUUUUUCUUCUAAUAAGGAACACUACAACUUGUCAUUCUUUUUACUCGUUCUAGAACAAUUCUAAAGUUGAGGUAUAAAAUAAGUUCGUACAGACUCGCAGGUCUUGAAACAGUGGGGUUUUAUAUACAAGAGACAGAGGUAGAGACGAGAGGGGGUAUUUAAAAUACAAGGGGACGAAGAAGAGGGAGCAAUAUACAAAGAUACUAACAAAACAAAGUGACACAUUAAAAGGGUUUAAUGUAUCGUUUGAUUUGGUGCUGUGGAAAUCUACGGUCGCAGAUAGAAUAUUCUGUGGUAGAAUCAUACAGUAGGUGACUAACUAUUGGCUCAACCUGUAUACGUUUAACUAUACCGUUAGUAUAAAAUACUGGGAGAAAACACUUUUUUUAAAUAGGGUCAAUCCAGACAAAAUGGCCUAAGUUUUAAAUGGAUAAGGGAUUUCUAAAAAUGUGAGAGAGACUUUGUUCCCCAGUUGAGGCAAGGGCCGAUUAAAUGCAUUCACGGUAUAUGCUAGCAAGAUGGCCAACAAUGACGCUGGCAUUGUUUCAGCGGUUAUUGCUAAAAUGCGGUUUCACAGAAGUUCCAAUUGGAAUUCACACAGUACCAAACAAAAUACAAUACCCAUCACCCCAAUUAACAAAAAGACCAAGUUAAAAUAUGCAGAUAAUCAUUAAAAAAUAAAAUAAUUAACUUGACCCCAACCUCAGGAGAACAUUAAAGACCAAACAAUCAGGCAACUCACCCAAAAAUAAAGCAGAGGGUUUAUAAAAAGAGAAACGAACAUUCCACAAUCUGUACAGUGACAUCCAUUUACGACUGGUAGAAAAAGACAAGACUAAUUUGGUGUAGUAGUGGUAAGAUAUAAUAAGCUAUAUGAAAUGUUUAUAAUAACAGUAAACAAGGACACUAAUUUGGGUAAUACAAUAUAAGAGUUCUCUGUAACGAUGUAUGUAUAUCUGUUUAAUAUAUAGUUUGUCCUUUAUCAAAAUGCCCGGUACUCUUAACAGUUGAUGUAUGAUUGUAAAUAACAAUUUUAAGCUGAAUGAAAAUAAAAGGAAAUGA